Molecule: messenger RNA, 309 nt
Organism: Saprolegnia diclina VS20
Lineage: Eukaryota; Oomycota; Saprolegniomycetes; Saprolegniales; Saprolegniaceae
Exons: 3
Coding region: 1-309 (102 amino acids)
Source: RefSeq, a predicted model, not a curated record
AUGCAAACCUACAGUGUGCUCAUAACGAAUGCGCUGGGGUACGCGAUCUCGACCAUCUUCACGAUUCUCUCGGUGCUGCUCUCGGGCUGGGAGAUCUGGACGCACUUGACGUACAACCCGGUCGUGUGCGUGCGCAAGUACAUCCUCCACAUUUUGCUCAUGGUCCCGAUUUUCGAGAAGAUCCGCGACUGCUACGAGGUCUUUGCACUGCACUCGUUCUACUGCUUUCUCGUCGUAUACCUUGGCGGCCAAUCUGUCCUCGCCAACACGCUACGGAUCAAGAAGCAACUUCUCGACGUCAACCUUUGA